AUGGAGGAACAGUUGCAUGCUGGACAGUUUAUUCUGUUCGAAGGGGAAAAUGACGUGAACAGCGACAACUUCUGCUACGAGAACAAAGAAAAGGCGAUCAGGAAAAGGCUUUCCAAGACGCAGAGCUAUAAAAAUUUAGGCAGCCCAAACAGGAUGAGCAAAUGGGCAUGCGGGGACAGAGCCCCCUUUAACUUUGCAAUUUGGGAAAUAACUCCCAAGUGCAGCUCACGCUUCGCAGAGCUGAGCGAUUUGGAGAUGAUCGGGAAGCACAACUUGGAAGACUUUUUAAACAAUGAGGACCAGAGGAGGCGCAAUAAAGUCCCCAUGCUGUGGCUACACGAUUGUACGGCGGCCUAUUCGACGUCAAAAACGAUAGGGGAAGGAGUACAACAUAAAUGA
Plasmodium cynomolgi strain B is the source of this 399-nucleotide messenger RNA. RefSeq lists its product as hypothetical. The coding region runs from base 1 to 399 and encodes 132 amino acids. The transcript has 5 exons. The record is from RefSeq and is a predicted model, not a curated record. NCBI's taxonomy places the organism in Eukaryota, Apicomplexa, Aconoidasida, Haemosporida, Plasmodiidae.